Solea solea (common sole) is the source of this 641-nucleotide messenger RNA. RefSeq lists its product as uncharacterized. NCBI's taxonomy places the organism in Eukaryota, Metazoa, Chordata, Actinopteri, Pleuronectiformes, Soleidae. Gene Ontology annotation, cellular component: pore complex. The transcript is spliced from 3 exons. Gene Ontology annotation, biological process: cytolysis in another organism; pore complex assembly; monoatomic cation transport. Gene Ontology annotation, molecular function: channel activity. The record is from RefSeq and is a predicted model, not a curated record. The coding region runs from base 147 to 641 and encodes 164 amino acids.
UUGUGUCAAUAAAAGCAAGUGUGUAAAAAGGUCAUUUCACCAAAUUCUACCUGAGACGUGGAGCGACAGUCUGACUGCUAAUUCAGCUGCUUCUGCAGAGCAUAAAACGUUCUCAGCCGUCUUCUUCCACUCACCACCUCGUCACAAUGCCUCAUCGUCACUGUACUGUGGAGAUCAACAAUAACUCAUGCUGCUACACUCUGGCCAACCCAAGGAUCUUCACUGAGCACGGUCACUGCGAGGUCCCUCUGUCACCAAUGGUGGCUCCCUGCUCAAACGCCAGUGGACUGUUCAACAAGACCACUGCCGCUGCCACUGGUGCCGUCGGUGUGUUCACCUACGACAUCUUCAACCCCGACCUGAACGACUACAGCCACAUUGUGGCCACCAUGUACUCCGUGCCCUUUGACCGUACCAUUUACUCCAACUGGUUUGCAGUGGGCAUCUUCGACAGAGGCAACGACUGUGACUACAAUCUGUACAACAUCAUGUAUAACGGGAGUGAAAACAAUUUUGUGAGAGCCAAAGCUGAUGGCUCCUGUAUUUCUUAUGAAGGUGAUUAUGUCAUUGUCAGUGCUUCCAUGUCAGACUCGAGUGAAGCAGUAAUGAAGGUGGAUAUUUGUGAUACUGGUAUGUACUGA